AUGGCACAGUUAUCUUCUCAGGGUAACAACGCCAUCAUAUACUUGACGUAUGCCUUCUUGCUCUUUACGGGUUUGGCUUUGGCCUGGAAAUUCUCCUCAGCUAAGUCUUUCCUCUCUUCCAAUGGAACGCAGCGUGGUCUUCCGUUGGCCUUGAACUUCAUUGCUUCUGCUAUGGGUGUUGGUAUUCUUACUACCUACUCACAAAUCGCAAACAUCUCGGGGUUGCACGGCCUCUUGGUGUAUACUCUCUGUGGUGCUAUCCCAAUUGUAGGCUUUGCCUUAGUGGGUCCUCUCAUCAGAAAGAAGUGUCCUGAUGGGUUUAUUCUUACCGAAUGGGUUCGUGCCAGAUUUGGAAUUGUCACUGCCUUAUACCUAUCUUUCUUUACUUGUUUGACCAUGUUCUUGUUCAUGGUUGGUGAAUUGUCUGCCAUCAGAGGUGCGAUUGAAACUUUGACUGGUUUGGAUGCUCUUGGAGCAGUUAUUGUAGAAUGUAUUGUCACCACUAUCUAUACCUCUAUCGGUGGUUUCAAAAUCAGUUUCAUCACAGACAACUUCCAAGGUGCUCUUGUUAUUAUUCUUAUCAUUAUAUGUGGUGCAGGUAUGGGUUCCUAUAUCGAUAUCGACACCUCUAAGGUUGGCCCAAGUGGAUUAUUGAAGGCUAACAAGUUGGGCUGGCAAUUGGUGUACAUAUUAUUCGUUGCAAUUGUUACCAACGAUUGUUUCUUGUCUGGUUUCUGGUUGAGAACUUUUGCCUCUCGUACCGAUAAGGACUUGUGGAUUGGUACUUCUAUAGCAGCAUUUGCUACCUUUGCCAUCUGUACCUUAGUAGGAACCACUGGGUUCUUGGCUGUUUGGUCCGGAGACUUGGAAGUUUCUGAUGACAACGGUUACAAUGCCUUCUUCAUCUUGUUGGCCAAGAUGCCCCGUUGGAUUGUUGCCUUUGUGUUGAUCUUCUGUAUUUGUUUGUCUACUUGUACUUUUGACUCGUUGCAAUCGGGUAUGGUUUCUACAAUCUCUAACGAUGUUUUCAGAAACAAGUUACACAUUAACUACACCAGAGGAUUAGUCGUUCUCGUAAUGGUUCCAAUUGUCGUGUUGGCUGUAAAAGUUGCAGACAAUAUCUUGCAGAUCUACUUGAUUGCUGACUUGGUUUCCGCAGCUAUCAUUCCAGCUGUGUUCCUAGGUUUAAGUGAUACUUGUUUCUGGUACAUUCGCGGAUUUGACGUUAUGUGUGGUGGUUUGGGUGCAUUGAUUGGUGUCUUUAUUUUUGGAACCGUCUACUACGGUACUGCUAGAGAAGGUGCUAAACUUUUGUUGAUCUGGAAUGGUAUCUACGAUCCAGAAGACUGGGGUGCCUUUGGAGCUUUUGUCAUUGCUCCAUUUGGAGGUUUGGUUAUUACUUUUGCAGCCGCUGCUUUGAGAAUUGGAGCCGCUUAUGUCUAUGCUAAGGUUAGCGGGAACACAUUCUCUGCUUUGGAUAAGCCGGAGAUUGUUGAAGUCGUUUCUACGGAAGUCGAAUCUCAAUACGGGUCUACUGAUGACUCUAAGAAGAAUAGCGUUUAA
This is a messenger RNA of Scheffersomyces stipitis CBS 6054, 1563 nucleotides long. RefSeq lists its product as uncharacterized. The transcript has 2 exons. Gene Ontology annotation, cellular component: membrane. Gene Ontology annotation, molecular function: transmembrane transporter activity. NCBI's taxonomy places the organism in Eukaryota, Fungi, Ascomycota, Pichiomycetes, Serinales, Debaryomycetaceae. Gene Ontology annotation, biological process: transmembrane transport. The record is from RefSeq and is a predicted model, not a curated record. Bases 1 to 1563 code for a protein of 520 amino acids.